Messenger RNA from Patella vulgata (common limpet), 4850 nucleotides. RefSeq names its product trimethyllysine dioxygenase, mitochondrial. Bases 1259 to 2047 code for a protein of 262 amino acids. Gene Ontology annotation, molecular function: trimethyllysine dioxygenase activity; iron ion binding. The transcript is spliced from 4 exons. The record is from RefSeq and is a predicted model, not a curated record. Lineage: Eukaryota; Metazoa; Mollusca; Gastropoda; Patellidae. Gene Ontology annotation, biological process: carnitine biosynthetic process. Gene Ontology annotation, cellular component: mitochondrion.
UAGACCCAUCCAGUUCACAAUCCACAUCUAUUACUCCAGAAAAUGUAGAAUUAGAAAGUGAUGGACAGGAAUUGAAAAUAACUUGUAGGUCUAGAUCAAAGUAAAGUUUAUCUUUUUUACUUUUAAGCAGGUAGAAUGAUUGCACCUGUUGCGCCCGUUGCUUCGCUGAUUGCUGUAAUAAAUGAGGCCCACCAAAGUAUUAUGGCUUUAUUUGGUGCUGUAUUUAAUUCACAUUCUCAAAACUUCAUCACGGGAUGCUGAAUCGAUGUAUCGCAAUUCUUUUUUUUUAAUUUUUUUUUUGUCACUUCACACCUAAUUAUCCAUGUCACACAUUAAUUUAUUUUGGUCUUUAUUUUGAUCCACAUUAAUAUCGUGAUAUAAAACAGUUUUAUUUCUUCGACAUCAGCAGGACUAAACAUAUCAAUUAUUCAUUUAUCCUGUUGCUUUCUUGGUAAAAUUGACCUGGUUAUUGAAUCGUGAUAUGAAUCGUAUCAUAGUGCCUGAUUCACAAUACACAUCGUAUCGUGACUGCAGUGGCAAUACCCAGCACUAAUUUAAUUAUAAGGAAGAAGCAUACAGUUAUUGCCCUUGUAGGCUCUACUUUUUCACAGAUUGUAAUUGUUUAAGAUUUAAAAGAAAUGGUCUAUAGACUGUAAAAACAGCUGUUGUUAAAACUAGUAAAAGGCACUGAUAAUUUAAAGAGUCAUUAUGGAAGAUUAGAUAAAGAACUGCCAGUUCUCACUACAAUAGUUAAAACCUAGAUGUAAAGGGAAUAUGCUGAAAAUUUCAGUCGAAUUGCUCCACUCGAAACCAAGAUAUUAAUGUUUGAAUUUUAGGCCUAGCCUUGGUCAUCAUUACUAAAAACAUAGUCUCGAUUAUCCAUUUUUGGAUUAAAUCAUCAAUGAGCGUUAAGCUGCAAAUUGGAUACAAAUCCAGUGAAAAUUCGACACAUAAAAUGGCAUCAAGAGUUGAUUAUGGUCUUUUCAUGUUAAGAAAUGUCUGAUUAAUAGUUUAUAUAACGUUUAAGGCCUAAAGAAAGACCUGUAAUAGGCAGAUUUAGCUCUUACAUAAUGCAUGUUUAACAGGGCUGCUGGCAAACUUUCCCUGCACUUUCAAUAUCUGGAUUUAUUAUUUAUUAUAUUAUUUUCUAGGGAAAGAUAAUCAUAUUACAAGAUAUGACAUUUCCUGGUUAAAAGAAAAUUCAUUUUCAACAGAAAGUAAACAACGAAUAAAACAGUUUUUUUGGACUGGAGAAAAGAUGAGAUCUGAAGAUCGACCAGUAGUUGAUUAUGAAGAUCACAUGAAAACAGAAGAAGGGUUAAAACAGUCCCUAUAUUACUUGUUAAAGUAUGGUUUUACAAUUGUUCAAGGGGCACCUGCUACUAUUGAAGAUACAGGAAAAGUUUCUGAACGUGUGGCUAAUAUUAUGGAAACUUGUUUUGGUCGUGUAUGGAGUUUUACCGCCGACUUAGAGAGAGCUGAUACUGCUUAUAGUAAUGUUGGUCUAGGUUGUCAUACGGAUACAUCAUAUUUAACAUGUCCAGCUGGGAUACAAGUAUUUCAUUGUAUAGAACAUGAUGGUGAAGGGGGAGAAACUCUGUUAGUCGAUGGUUUUCAAGCUGCUCAUAAACUAAGACAAGACCAUGAACAGGACUUUAAUUAUUUAACCCGUGCUAUUGUACCUCAUGAAUUUCUGGAUAAGAAAACUAAAGAUCAUUAUCGUAGUCUUGGUCCUGUCCUGUCAGUUUCACCAAAUUCAAGGGAGUUAACCCAUAUCAGAUUCAACAUGUACGAUUUAGCACCUUUAUCUACCAUUCCACAAAAUGAGAUGAAGCAAUUUUACACAGCUUAUAACAGACUACGAACAAACCUGGUGAAUCCGGCUAAUGAAUUUUGGUUGAAGUUAAAACCUGGUAUGGUAUUAUUUGUUGAUAAUUGGCGUGUUUUACAUGGUAGAUCUAGUUUUACUGGUAAACGGGUAGUUUGUGGUUGCUAUAUCAACAAAAAUGAUCUUAAUAAUACCUACAGAAGACACGAUAUGUUGUAGGUUAUGAAAACUGAAUGGACUGAAAACAGGUGCACACUGUCCACCCGGUCUUAGUUUUUUUAUAUGUAUAUUGUCGUCGCCCCUGUGUCCACAAUUUGUUUGUUUGACGAAACUUGAAAUACAGGUUCAUCUCCAAAAGAUCUUGGUUCCUUUCGGUAUUAGCAUGUAUCGGAUCGAAACUUCAUGGAUUAUGACACCUUAUUGUACGAAAAAUCACGUUUUUGACUGUGAACACUCUAAAGGUCACAAUUUUUAUCUGAUAUGCAUGAAACUUGAAAUGUAUGAUUAUAACCCAAAGAUCUCAGUUCAUUUAGAUAUUUGCACAUAUCGCACCGCAACUUCUGGAUUAUGGCCCCUGAUUAUACAAAAAAAUCGCGAUUUUAGCAUGUGGACCCUUUAGAGGUCACAAUUUUUAUCAUAUUUUAAAAACCUUUUAAAUAUAUCACUGUGACAUCUUAAUGACAUGUAAGUUCAAAUUUCGAGAAAAUAGCCGUUUCUUGUACCCAAAUAGUGUAAAAGUAUGUAAUACCAAGGUUGUGGACCCUCUAAAAGUCACAAUUUUUAUCAGAUUAUGAUAAAACUUAAAAUAUAUUUUUAUGUCCCAAAGAUCUCGAUUCCUGUCGUAUUCGCGCAUAUUAGAUCAUAACUUCCUGGAUCAUGGCCCCUCAUUGUACGAAAAAUCGUUUAAAUAUAUCAUUGUUACAUGGUUGAGUUCCUGCAGAUAUUCAUGCAUAUCGGACCGUAACUUCCUGGAUUAUGGCCCCUGAUUGUACAAAAAAUUGCUUCUUUUUUAACUUGUUCACUUUCUAUCUCUUGCAAAAUGUAGCAUAUCUUGCAUGGCAACUGCGUGUUUUAUUCUUUCUAAUUUAAUCAAUGCGAGUUGUUGAGACUUAUUGGUCCAAUUGUAAUUUGGUUUUUUUUUAUUUUAUGAUUUCUUGGUUAUAUUAUAAAUAUUGUAAAAUAAUGUGAUUUUAUUCAGUUUGACAUGAUUGAACGAUACAAUUGGUAUGAUUGAACGAUACGAUUGAACGAUACAAUUGGUAUGAGAGAACGAUACAAUUGGUAUGAGUGAACGAUACAAUUGGUAUGAUUGAAUGAUACAAUUGGUAUGAUUGAAUGAUACAAUUGAACGAUACAAUUGGUAUGAGAGAACGAUACAAUUAGUAUAAUUGAACUAUACAAUUAGUAUAAUUGAACUAUACAAUUCGUAUGAUUGAACUAUACAAUUUGUAUGAUUGAACUAUACAAUUGGUAUGAUUGAACGAUACAAUUGGUAUGAUUGAACUAUACAAUUCGUAUGAUUGAACUAUACAAUUGGUAUGAUUGAACGAUACAAUUGGUAUGAUUGAACGAUACAAUUCGCAUGAUUGAACUAUACAAUUCGUAUGAUUGAACUAUACAAUUCAUAUGAUUGAACGAUACAAUUCGUAUGAUUGAACUAUACAAUUCGUAUAAUUGAAUGAUACAAUUGGUAUGAUUGAACUAUACAAUUCGUAUGAUUGAACUAUACAAUUGGUAUGAGAGAAAUUAGUUAAUCCAUCAAGGAAAUAGUUUAUGAUUUUAAAAUCCUUUUCGAAGAGUGAAGCAAAUACUCAUGCCAGUUUGCUCAAAGAAGGGGCGGUGUUUCAAUUUUUGAAAAUUAAAAGAAUUAAUGUUAAUCUUCAAUCUGCUUAAAACACAGAUCCUAUUUCGUUUCGUUUUUUAUAGUUCAAAAUUUCAUUUUACUUGUCUUUACUACGCUAGGAUCUGGAAGAGUUGUUAUAUAAUACUGUUCUGGUUGAAGUGAGGAAUUAGCCAAUGAAACGGUCUGUUAUGGCGAGUCCUUGGCGUGCGACGCACGGAACUGUGGGUAAACCACUAGAAACGUCAACGCUGAUUGAUUAAUCAAGGUUGGACAUCAUAUGAUCAAAAGCCGCUGGUACGACCUCUGAUGCGACCUUCCACUACAACCGGUCAGAUCUUCAUGUAGUGUAGGCCAUCGAAAGUAUAAAAAAAACGAAAUGAGAGAGAGAGAGAGAGAGAGAGAUGGGGUUUAACGUCCACUCGACACAAACUUGGUCAUUUCGGGACUAACAUAUGGUUCAAUUUUAUUUCAAUAAUUCGCUUGCGUGUAGGGGUCUUUAGCAGUGGGGGGAAACCGGAGGACCCGGAGAAAACCCACAAGGUUGGACAGGCGACCCUACUCCUUUUCACGUACAACCGGAGAUUCGAAACCACGCCAGCUGACUCAAUGACAGGCUUCAUGAUACAGCGCGCACGUGCUAACCAUUCAGCCAUCCAACCCCCCUGAAAUGAAAGAUAGAUCUAUAUUUUAAUCAGAUUGGUUUAUCUUGAAUAUGUUAUUCUGUAAAAUGUAUUAUGUUUAUUUUCAUGUUGAAUAUGUUAUUCUGUAAAAUUUAUUAUGUUUAUUUUCAUGUUGAAUAUGUUAUUCUGUAAAAUGUAUUAUGUUUAUUUUCAUGUUGAAUAUGUUAUUGUGUAAAAUGUAUUAUGUUUAUUUUCAUGUUGAAUAUGUUAUUCUGUAAAAUGUAUUAUGUUUAUUUUCAUGUUGAAUAUGUUAUUCUGUAAAAUGUAUUAUGUUUAUUUUCAUGUUGAAUAUGUUAUUCUGUAAAAUGUAUUAUGUUUAUUUUCAUGUUGAAAAUUAUGAUGCCUCUUUAUGGCCGCCUUGUAAAAAGCUAAACCAGCAGUUACUUACACACAUACAAUGUUAGAAUCCCACUAUGUGGGGAAGUUAUGUACACAAAAAAAAGUUAUGUUUCAUUAUAAAGAUUUGUUUUGUUACUGAAAAUAAAUGAUUACCUUUUCA